AUGGGUGAUAACGACGUUGAGAUGGAAGACGUAGUAGCAAACGCAGAGAAGUCAAAGGGUCGAGGACUUGCACAGGCUCGUAAUCGUGAGAAGAUUAUUUACGAUGUGGUUGAUGAGGAGUCGACUGCUACCAGUGGUGGCCCACAGAGAUCUGUCGAAGGAUGGAUUGUGUUCGUCACAAACAUUCACGAAGAGGCAACCGAGGACGACGUGCACGACAAAUUCUCCGAGUAUGGAAAAAUCAAAAACAUUCAUCUUAACCUUGAUAGACGAACUGGAUUUUUGAAAGGAUACGCACUCGUUGAGUACGAAACACAGAAGGAAGCAAAUGAAGCAAUCGAACAGAGCAACGAAACAGAUCUGCUUGGUCAGAACGUCAAAGUGGACUGGUGUUUCAUCAAGGGAAAGAAAUCAUCAGGACGACGUUAA
Molecule: messenger RNA, 429 nt
Organism: Caenorhabditis remanei
Lineage: Eukaryota; Metazoa; Nematoda; Chromadorea; Rhabditida; Rhabditidae
Exons: 3
Coding region: 1-429 (142 amino acids)
Biological process (GO): RNA splicing
Cellular component (GO): exon-exon junction complex; cytoplasm; nucleus
Molecular function (GO): mRNA binding
Source: RefSeq, a predicted model, not a curated record